Labrus bergylta (ballan wrasse) is the source of this 843-nucleotide messenger RNA. Lineage: Eukaryota; Metazoa; Chordata; Actinopteri; Labriformes; Labridae. The record is from RefSeq and is a predicted model, not a curated record.
AUGGAUCCAUUCGACAUAAUCCAGCAGGCUUUGUUGCUGAACAGCGUGGCAGCCUGGGUGUUUCUGCACCUCAAAUCUGAAUCCACCUUCAUUGUGUACCUGAAAAACCUAGUAGCUGCUGACAUCGUUAUGACGGUCCUCGUCCCGAUCAAAGCUGCAAGUGACCUGCCGGGCGCAUCUCUGGACCGUUUCUUCAAGAUCAUGAUGCCCCACAGCAAAGUGUUCAGUAAUCUGACCUUUAGCAAAGUGGUCUCAGGAUCAGUGUGGGUGAUCUUGUUUGGAGGCUCCGCUCUACCAAAUAUCAUUCUGAGUAACAAAUCGCUCGCCAACAUGACAGAGAUCAGCACUUGCAUGAAGCUGAAAGGCCCGGCCGGACUUGAAGCACACGAAAUGACGGUGAUUUCCUUGAAUGUGCUUUUCUGGCUCAUCAGUGUGGUGAUUGCGGUUUGCUAUAUUUGCAUCACAAACAAAGUGAUCCAGUCUUUUAGAAACUCCGGCAGCAACAACAACCAGGGAAAGCAGAAGAUCAAACUGCGCGUCUUUCUGGUUCUCAUCGUGUUUUUUGUGUCGUUCGGACCGUACCACAUUAUCAGGAUCCCCUAUACUUUUCAACAAGUCAACUACUCCUCCACCACCAGCUGCUCCUAUUUAUUAGGAGGGUUUGCAAAGGACCUCAGCCUCUGGUUUGCCACCACCAACAUCUGCAUGAAUCCACUUCUCUACGUGUUUCUGUGCAGGGAGUUUCAGGAAGCGCUGAAGUCCAUGAUGAAUAGUUUGUCUGUCUCGUUUUGUGGAGCCUCUGCAGAGAAAGCAGGAAGCUCUGUGCCAAAGACUAGAUUCUGA